AUGUCUGCUACUUCACCAACUGUAUUCCUGCUUCGCGCGUCGACGUCAGAACCUGAUCGUUACGAGUCUGCUCUACGCGAAGCCUCAUUCGUGCCUCAGUCUCUUCCUGUUCUUGAGACUUCGAUACUGGUCACCGGGAUCAGUGAAAUUUUGAGGAGGGGUCCUGACGUGGAUGGGGUAAUCAUCACCAGUCAACGUUCUGCAGAAGCAUGGGGCCGAGCCGUUGAUGAGGUUCUGGCGGACGGCAGUCACGCUUCCCUCAAAAAGAACUGGAGCGAUACUCCCUUCUACACGGUCGGACCAUCUACAGCUGCAGUCCUCACAUCCCUCGUCGGACUCAACCCUUCCCCUGCUCGCGCAUCUUUAUGUCCAUCAGAUGUUCGCGGUUCAGAGAGCGGCACUUCAGAGAAGCUGGCUCACUAUGUUGUGUCUGAUCAAGAUGGGGGCGCUCAUUUGCUCUACCUCACUGGCGAUAAGAAUCGCGAUACGCUGGCCAAGAUUAUCGAAGAAGACGGCGGUGGCAGAAUAACAUUGUUGGAGAAACAGGUGUAUGAGACGCACGGCAUAGCACUCGAUACAUUCGAGAUCAACCUUGCCGCAAGAAUAGACGACAUAGUUGGUGCCCCUUGGAUCGUGUUCUUCGCCCCUUCGUCAGCCAAACAUGUUCUCCCCACACUCACCAAGCACUUCUACCUGACUCGCCAUGAUGAAGUCACAACGCUUGCCUUGGGCCUACCUCAAGCUCGAGUCGCCGCCAUAGGUCCCACGACAGCCGACUUCUUGCGCGGAGAAUGUGGUCUUGUAGUCGACGCUGUUCCCUCAAAGCCCUCGGCAGAAGCGCUAGCGCGAAGUCUGAGAGAGAGGUGUGGCUGA
Molecule: messenger RNA, 873 nt
Organism: Peniophora sp. CBMAI 1063
Lineage: Eukaryota; Fungi; Basidiomycota; Agaricomycetes; Russulales; Peniophoraceae
Source: the annotation of a GenBank genome assembly